AUGCAUCCCCGCGAACUCACCCUCAUAGUCGCCGCCACAAAUCAAAUGGGAAUCGGCAUAAAUAACGGCCUGCCCUGGAAAGGACUCAAGAAAGAAAUGGCAUACUUUGCACGAAUAACCAAACGUGCUCCUCCAGGCACCACGAAUGCAUUAAUCAUGGGUCGAAAAACCUGGGACAGCAUACCCCCAAAAUUCCGCCCAUUGAAAGACCGAACAAAUAUCGUUAUAACUCGCUCCCCGCUUCCUCCUCCCUCUGAACGCGAACCUGGGAAACAUAUCGUGAAUUCUAUCGCAGAAGCCGUUGGAUUCGCUCAGGAAAACAAGAGUGAGAGGAUAUUCGUUAUCGGAGGAGCGGAGAUCUAUAAAGCUGCUUUGGAAAUGGAGGAGACGAAACGGAUAUUGUUGACGAGGAUCAAGGGAGAUUUCGAGUGUGAUGCAUGGUUUCCGCUGAAGUUGGGAGAGGAUGGUAGCGCGGAGGGUUGGAGGAGGAGGAAGAACUCAGGGCUAAAUAAUUGGGUGGGGGAGGAGGUUGCCGCUGGGGAUCAGGAGGAGGCGGGGACGAAGUACGAGUUUGAGAUGUGGGAGAAGGUGGAGGAUUGA
Mollisia scopiformis is the source of this 600-nucleotide messenger RNA. RefSeq lists its product as uncharacterized. Gene Ontology annotation, molecular function: dihydrofolate reductase activity; NADP binding. The transcript is spliced from 2 exons. The coding region runs from base 1 to 600 and encodes 199 amino acids. Gene Ontology annotation, cellular component: mitochondrion. The record is from RefSeq and is a predicted model, not a curated record. NCBI's taxonomy places the organism in Eukaryota, Fungi, Ascomycota, Leotiomycetes, Helotiales, Mollisiaceae. Gene Ontology annotation, biological process: glycine biosynthetic process; dihydrofolate metabolic process; folic acid metabolic process.